Messenger RNA from Spirometra erinaceieuropaei, 596 nucleotides. The record is from the annotation of a GenBank genome assembly. Lineage: Eukaryota; Metazoa; Platyhelminthes; Cestoda; Diphyllobothriidea; Diphyllobothriidae.
AUGAAGCCAACCGAAUCGCCGCCUCCAAAGCGAAACGCGAAGCCCGCAAAUCACAGCUUCGCCCAGUCCGCAACGCCGCUGCACAAACUCCCCCUACGUGUCCUCGAUGUCAACGGACAUUCCGGGCAUGAAUCGGACUUGUUGGACAUCUUUGGAUCAACUGCACCUCUCGAACUGCUUCAGCCAUCGUCCCCCCGCCCGCCUCUUCCUCCUCUCUUCCGCCAACUAAUUCUGACACUCCUUCUGCACCACCACUUCCAUCCUCCUCCUUCUCCUCCACUGCCCCAGCGGCGGCCGUUCAGACUGCUGUCUCACACAUCACAAACCCCGACACAAUAACCGCCACCACCCCCACCUCUCUCGAUUCCAGUGAUGAGGAUCAGGACUACACCUGCUCUCACUGCGACCGCACCUUCGCCUCUCGCAUCGGCCUGGUCGGUCACUUGCGAAUCCAUCGCACAGAGACUGGCGAACCAGUGCCUGGAGCACCAACCUACACCCACCGCACUCGCCUUCACUGCCCACACUGCCCUCGCACCUUCACGCAUCGCAUGGGUCUAUUCGGCCACAUGCGCAUCCACGACGACCUGUGGUAG